This is a messenger RNA of Mugil cephalus (flathead mullet), 3590 nucleotides long. RefSeq names its product receptor like tyrosine kinase (gene ryk). Bases 522 to 2420 code for a protein of 632 amino acids. The transcript is spliced from 16 exons. Gene Ontology annotation, molecular function: ATP binding; protein kinase activity. Gene Ontology annotation, cellular component: signaling receptor complex. Lineage: Eukaryota; Metazoa; Chordata; Actinopteri; Mugiliformes; Mugilidae. The record is from RefSeq and is a predicted model, not a curated record. Gene Ontology annotation, biological process: positive regulation of kinase activity; protein phosphorylation; axonogenesis.
AAAACUGAGAUACUAGUGAGGAAAAAGCAACGGGAGGAAAGACCAUGGAGGGGGGAAGCUGGAUGUAUUAGCUAGUUUAUUACUUCAGCACCAUUUUUCUCCCUCUCUCCGCUUCUUUCGUUUUCGUCCGCACAGGUCGACGUGACUCGGUGCGUCGGGAUCCACGUCGGACUUUUAAUGCGGCUGGAAAACGUCGUUAACAUUCAACUCGCAGUCUGGACGCUUAGCACAACCCCGACCCAAGUUAGCCCGCCUCGGCUAACUUAGCCCUCUCCGGCUAAUUUAGCCCGCCUCGGCUAACUAGAAAGGACACACACACACACACACAAAAAAAGAAAAACACAACAACAACAGUAGCAGCGGCGGCGGCGGCGGCUUAGUGGAGACACAAGUUACGGCUGAAAAGUGACGCGGCGGCGUGAAGUAACUCGUAAUGUUGCCUCCCGGGAUUAACUUCAGAUACGGAUGAGACAGAAAUUGGGGGAACCGCGAGAACAAGGGCGAGCCAGACGACCACCGCUAUGUCGGGGCUGGUUCACGGCUCUGGCAGCUCGCCUGAGUCCAGGGGUUGGCCUCACUCGGUGCUGUGGAGGCUCGGGGGCUUCUUCUUCCUCCUGCUCCUGGAGGGGGCCGGCGGCCUGGCCAACCUCAACAACAACAACAACAACCACAACAGCAACAACAACAACAACAGCCCUGGUGUCAACAUUUACAUGAGUAUGGAGGAGGUGAAGAAGCUUUUGGGCCUUGACGCAGAGCUCUACUACGUGCGAGACGAUAUGGUGAAUCACUAUGCGCUCUCCUUCAACAUGCCCGUGCCCACUGACACCAACAGCCUUUUCUUCACAUGGUUUUCUAAAACGAAGGUUGACUACCGGCUUGCAUUCAGCGUGGAGAAUCCUAUUGCCCUGAACACACCACGCAGCAACAUCUCCAGUCAGGGGGAGGUGCCCCGUCUUCCCACUGUCUUCAGAGUGGACAUCGUCUGCUCAGGCAAAGUAGAUGAAGAGGCGUUUUUGACGAUGCAGCUCAGUCUGACCAUCCAUGCCAACAACUACACAGUGCUCAACUUCAAGAGGAGGAAAAUGUGCCAUAAAAGAAUUGAUUCUGACCCAAAGAUUCCCAUUCCCAACAAUAACACUCUUAACCGGCCUGACAUAGACGGCGUGACCGCCCCCACCACCUCCACCCAGGUGUUCUACAUAAGUGUGAGCGUCUGCUGCAUCGUCAUCUUUCUGGUGGCCAUCAUCCUGGCCAUCCUGCACCUGCACAGCAUGAAGAGAGUGGAGAUGGAGGACAGCGUGAGCGACAGUGGAAGCUCUCAGGGUCUGUCUCAGCCUUCCACCCAAACCACACAGUACCUGAGGGCAGACACUCCAAACAACGCAGCUCCUGUCUCAAACAAUCACCCUGGUUCUGCACCCAUACUCCAGCUUGCUGCCUCCUCCUUCCAAAACCCCGGUGCUCCCCCCCAUGAAACCAAAAGUUACCCAUCUCUACGCAUAGAGAAGAACGACCUGAGGAGUGUUACUCUAAUGGAGGCCAAAGCUAAAGUGAAAGACAUUGCAAUCUCAAGGGAGAGAGUCACACUGCGAGAUGUCUUGCAUGAAGGCACAUUUGGCCGCAUUUUCCAUGGCGUACUGCUGGACGAGAAGGACCCCAGUAAGGAAAAGGAGGUCUUUGUGAAGACCGUGAAAGAUCACGCCUCUGAGGUGCAGGUGACCAUGAUGUUGACUGAAAGUUGCAAGCUUCGUGGACUUCAUCAUAGAAAUCUGUUGCCUAUAAGUCACGUGUGCACAGAGGACGGAGAGAAGCCCAUGGUGCUGCUGCCUUUCAUGGCUUGGGGGAAUCUCAAGUUGUUCCUGCGGCAGUGCAAGCUAGCCGAGGCUAACAACCCACAGGCGAUCUCUCAGCAGGACUUGGUUUAUAUGGCCAUCCAGAUCGCAUGUGGGAUGAGCUACCUGGCUCGGAGGGAGGUCAUCCACAAAGACCUCGCUGCUAGGAACUGUGUCAUUGACGACAACAUGCAGGUGAAGAUUACAGACAAUGCCCUUGCUCGAGAUCUAUUUCCUAUGGAUUACCACUGUCUGGGGGAUAAUGAGAACCGGCCUGUCCGCUGGAUGGCCCUGGAAAGCUUGCUCAACAACGACUUUUCUAGUGCAAGUGAUGUGUGGGCCUUCGGAGUGACGCUGUGGGAGCUGAUGACUCUGGGUCAGACCCCCUACGUCGACAUCGACCCCUUCGAGAUGUCUGCGUACCUGAAGGACGGGUACAGAAUAGCGCAGCCUAUCAACUGUCCCGACGAACUGUUUGCGGUGAUGGCCUGCUGCUGGGCUCUGGAUCCAGAGGAGAGGCCCAAGUUCCAGCAGCUCGUCCAGUGCCUGACAGAGUUCCACGCGGCGUUGGGCGCCUACGUGUGAAAGCGGGCGGCAACGCCGAAGGCUGGCGGACACUGGUCAUGAGGAACACAUGUAUGAAAUUGUGCCUUAUGAGAUGCAAGCGCAGACUCAAGCCUGAUGAUUUUAUUGUGUACAGUUCUUUUGGAGUUUUUAUAUAGUUUUAUUACCUUUUUACGUCAUAGCAAAGUAAAAGGAUUCUUUCUCGAAUAUUGUUUCAUUUGCUUUGAAAGCAUCUAGAAAUGGCAACGGCUGCGCUCCCUCCCCUCGGCAAGAGGACCUGAACAACAGGAACACAUCGACAUUUACAGACGUUCAUGUGCCACCGAAUUAUUAUUGUUAUUUUUUUUUUUUUUUUAAGCUUCUGACAACUACAGUAUUUUCUACAGUUUUGUAACUUAGUGAAACGGUGUGAAUUGUAGAUUUGUUUUGGAUGAGAGUAACUCUACAGCGAAACCAUUUAGGUACCGAAGCAGACUUUACGGGCUUCGUUUGUACAGUUUAUGUAUCCACCUUCUCGGAUAUGUGGCGCCGCUUCCUCCCCCGCGGCGGUGAGUCCACGCUCGGUACGAGAGGCGUCUCGGAAGCCGAAUUUGUGCUUGCCGGGAUGAUUUCCGAGACCUUUUCAAGCGGUACGCCGUUUCCUCCGGACGACGGUAAUAACCACAGAUGAGCUUCAUUCUCCGUCGAUCGACAGCGUCGGCCGGAAACGUCACGGAUGGUUUUUACGUCUGCGCUGCGGAUCGGACGUGUGGACACCACGGCUCGGGCCGUGUCAGCGCUGCAAAGCUACCUAUAUAAACCUGAUUUUUAAAUGACAUCCGGUUUGGAUUUUGGACAUUAUUGUUAUUAAUAGAAUGCCACCAACUUCUUCUACUUUUGUACAUUUUCUUUCCACUAUCACACCUAUUGAUUCUUUUUUUUUCUUUUUAUAAGCUUGAUUGUUCUGCGUCAGAACACAGCCCUUCACAGGACUUUUCAACCAAUUUUUUAUUUUAUUUUUUUUUGUGAGUAUCUAGGACACUAAUUAUCACUGUGAACACACACACAACUGCCUACCAGCUUGGUCUAAACGUAUUCUUACACCUUUGACGUCUUUGGGAUGUGUCUUUAUGGUCACUGCAUGUUGAGAUAAGGUUGUAAACUUCCUGAAUUUCGUAUCCACAAAUUAAAUGGGAUCUUUUAAAUACAGAA